This is a messenger RNA of Cavenderia fasciculata, 2652 nucleotides long. Its product is annotated as actin 1. The record is from RefSeq and is a predicted model, not a curated record. Lineage: Eukaryota; Evosea; Eumycetozoa; Acytosteliales; Cavenderiaceae. The coding region runs from base 1 to 2652 and encodes 883 amino acids. The transcript has 5 exons.
AUGGAAGAUAUACAAACUAUUGUCAUUGACAAUGGAUCGGGUACAUGCAAGGUUGGGUUUGCAGGUGAUGAUGAUCCACGUGCUGUAUUCCCGAGUGUUGUUGGUAGACCGAAAAACUAUGAUGCUGUCAUUGGCAAGUUUAAAAAGGAUUCAUUUGUUGGUGAUGAAGCUCAAUCAAAGAGAGGAUAUCUUACUAUAAAGUAUCCAAUUGAACGUGGUAUUAUAACCAAUUGGGAUGAUAUGGAAAAGAUAUGGCAUCAUACAUUCUAUAAAGAGUUGGGUGUUGCUCCUGAAGAACAUCCAGUAUUGUUAACAGAACCACCACUCAAUCCAAAGGCAAACCGUGAAAAGAUGACUCAAAUCAUGUUUGAAACAUUCAAUACACCAUCUAUCUAUAUAUCAAUUGAUGCAGUACUUUCAUUAUAUUCAUCGGGUCGUACAACAGGUAUGGUACUCAGUUGUGGUGAUGGUGUGACGCACACAGUACCCAUCUACGAGGGUCAUGCUUUACAACACUCUAUUCAACGUCUUGAUAUAAGUGGUCGUGACCUAACAGAUUACAUGGCAAAGAUGCUCAAUGAUAGAGGACAUGAUCAAAUCAAGUUUACUGCACCUGCCGAACUAGCGAUUGCACAUGAUAUUAAAGAGAAGCUUUGUUAUGUUGCAACAGACUUUGACCAGGAAAUGGAGACAUCGAUCAACUCUACACAGUUGGAUAGACACUAUGAACUACCUGAUGGACGUACAUUGACUGUUGGUAAUGAACGGUCCAGGUGUCCCGAGGCACUCUUCCAUCCAUCACUACUUUGUAACGAAUCUGAUGGUAUUCAUGAAAUGACCUACAACUCGAUCAUGAAGUGUGAUGUUGAUAUUAGAAGAGAUCUUUACAACAACAUCGUACUCAGUGGUGGAUCGACAAUGUUCCCAGGAAUGGCCGAUAGAAUGCACAAGGAAAUAUUCGCACUUGCACCAUGUGCAACGAGAAUAAAGAUCAUAGCUCCUCCAGACCGCAGAGAUUCUGUCUGGAUUGGUGGUUCCGUCCUCGGCUCACUCUCCACCUUUCAACAAAUGUUUAAAUAUUACAGAUUCGUUGGUAGAUCACUCCUCACUUCAAACGGAUGGAAAGAGAGACCCUCUUUACAAGUAGGCAUGCGUACCAAUUCUACAAGGUAUCUCGGGUUGGUUGAUGACAGCAAUAUAUGGAAACUAUCUUUAGCUCUCGUCUCCAAGAGACUAUUCAACUUGGUGUCGACUAGUCUAUUGACCAAAAUCACUGUAUUCCCCACCAUUGAAACGAGCAGACAUAUUCUAAAUCCAUUUUGUGUCAUCAAGAGAGCCAAUCAUCUUACUCUUCUACCAUCAAAUAGAGGUUAUAUGGCAGGAUUCUCCAAUUCCAAAGAUGUUGUGCGGUUUGCAAAUAGUGUACCAAAUGGAUCUCUUCAAUUAUUACAACAACUUGACAAUAUUGUCUACUUUUCAAGUCUCAGACAUAUAGUAAUUGAUGCUCAGAUCGAUUUGGAUGAAUGGAAUGAUAUAAAAUUAGCAAAUAGUGUUGUCAAGGUGACACUUAUUAAAUGUCCAAAGAAUAUUUUAUUGUUUCAAAAGAAUACUCAAAUUAAAACAAUUCGAUUUCUAAAUAAUGUUUCCCAAUUUGAUUCAAAUCAAUUCAUUAGAAUGAUAUUGGAAGAUUUAAGUUGUCUCCCAUUCAAUGAAAUCCAAUCAAAUGUAGAGAAUAUUAUUAUUCAUUCACCAACCUCUAUUUUGGAAAGUGAUGUAAAUCAAUUUCAAAAAAAUGGGUAUCAAUAUAUUGGAUCAACAUUUACCAAAAAUUCAAAUUACAAAUUACAAUUUAAAAGAAUCCAAGAAUCUUUUGGAAAUUCAAUCAAUCAAUCUAUUCAACAACCAACAUUUCAAGAUGAUAAAAUGAAAUUGGAUAAUAAUAAUAUUAUUAGUAUUAUUAAUAACAAUCACCAGGUACUCCCAAAUUAUAUUCUCUUUAAUAUUAUUAGAUUGGUUUGGGAUUCAAGAGGCAAUUGUACAUGUCUUUAUGAUCAGAGUAUCAGGGAAAGAAUUAAAAAUGAUGGUUUAAAAUUAUUGGACAAUCAAGAAUUUAUGACAAAGCUAAACAAUAUCAAAUCCAAUUGCCAAGUACAUUUUUCAACAAAAUCUGCCUAUCAUCCAGCUGGAUUAAAUGCCAAACAUGUCAAUCGAUCAAGACUACAACUAUCACUCAUAUCAAAGUCAUUUUUUAGAUUCAUCCAAUCAAACUAUUUCAACCAAUUUGUGCUCAAAUCAUAUUCAAACGACGACGAUCAUUUGGAAAACAAAAAUUGUUUGUUAAACCAUUUCACAUCACUCUUUAUUUAUGAUAAUAGCCAGUUACAUUCUAAAAAAAUGACUUGUCUUAAUUUUGAUCAAGAUAAAAUUCUCAAUAUGACUGAAAUGUCAAUUAGACGUGGAUUCUUUCCAAAAGGAUAUCUAGCACAAUUUAUAAAUCUCCAAUCUCUGACAGUCCAUUCAAACAAUAAUCCCAUCCCAUUUGAAUGUUUUCAAAAUCUAAGAAAAUUGGAUAUUGGUAAUUUCGAUUUACGUCAUCUCAGAUAUUUUACAUUAGAUAAAGAUCUAUCAGAAAGUUUAAAUGGAAACCACUAG